This is a messenger RNA of Hyla sarda, 5585 nucleotides long. Its product is annotated as oocyte zinc finger protein XlCOF7.1-like. The record is from RefSeq and is a predicted model, not a curated record. Lineage: Eukaryota; Metazoa; Chordata; Amphibia; Anura; Hylidae. Gene Ontology annotation, biological process: regulation of transcription by RNA polymerase II. The transcript has 16 exons. Bases 139 to 4812 code for a protein of 1557 amino acids. Gene Ontology annotation, molecular function: DNA-binding transcription factor activity; RNA polymerase II cis-regulatory region sequence-specific DNA binding.
GCGAGUAGGAUGGAACAUUUGCAGAUAAGUUAGUAAUAAUUGUGUUCUGCUGCUGUUCAUUGUUAUCACAUUCUGGGAUCAAGAUGUAUUUCCAUAGUCUCUACUCUCGCAUGUAAGUCUUUUGUCACUGAACUAAGGAUGGAUAAGGACAGGCACAAAAUGUCAGAGAGAAUAUUAAAUCUCACUUUGGAGAUAAUCUACCUGCUGACUGGUGAGUAUUACACAGCAGUGAAGAAGCCAUUGGAUGAAUGCGUACGGCCCAGCAGUCAUGCCUCUCCAUCAGAAGGAUUGAGGAAGAUCAAGAGCCCCGACACCAUGCCUCAUAUUCAGUCUUUUUUGCAUGAUGGAGGGAACGAGGAGAAGAUUCUAGAACUCACCUACAAAAUCACUGAGUUGCUGACUGGAGAGGUUCCUAUAAGGUGUCAGGAUGUCACUCUACAUUUCUCCAUGGAGGAGUGGGAGUAUUUAAUAAACCACAAGGAUCAGUACAAGGACUUCAUGAUGAAAAAUCUUCCGACCAUUCCAUCACCAGAUCUUUCAAAAGGAGGAAUUACACCACAGAGGGGUCUCAGUCCUCUUCUUUCACAGGAUUUGGCAGAAGAAACGCAAAGUGUCUCAAUGGAUCAUCAGAGCAAAUAUCUGAACAACAAUGAUCUAAAUGUUAUAAUCAAAGAAGAAAUAAAUGACCCGGAGGACACUCCUACCUAUGACUGCCAAAAUGACCGUACCAGCGGCCCAGAGGGACAUCUAUAUUCAUUGUCUGAUAAUAAAGUAGAAGAUUGUGGGAACACACAAGAUACGUAUGAAGAACAAGCCAUUAUCCUAGAUAUACCUCCAGUGCUUAACAUUAGAGAGUUAUCAUCUGAUGCUUUCAAGCAUGAGGUCUCACCUUCUGAUAUAUCUCAGAUUACUAAAAAGGCUACAGAUCAUAUAGAGAUUAUAAGCAAUACAAUUCAAAGAAAUAAUAGUCUAGUUUCAAAUGCAGAAUGUGGCAAAAACUUUCUUCAGAAAUCAUCUCUUGAGAAACAUCAAAAGACACAUACAGGGGGACGACCCUUUGCAUGUACAGAAUGUGGGAAAAGUUUCACCAGGAAACCACAUCUUUAUCAACAUCUAAAAAUCCACACAGGUGAGAAGCCACAUGCAUGUUCCGAAUGUGGAAAAUGUUUUAGCCAAAAAUCAGACCUUGUUAAACAUCAAAGAGUUCACACUGGAGAAAAACCAUAUUCAUGCUCAGAAUGUGGGAAAUGUUUUAGCCAAACUUCUGCUGUUAUUGGACAUCUAAGAACCCAUACAGGAAAGAAGCCAUUUUCAUGUUCAGAAUGUAAGAAAUGUUUUGCCAAAAAAUCAGAGCUUGAAAAACAUCAGCAAAUUCACACAGGAGAGAGAAAAAUUGUAUAUUCUCAGAGCAUAAACGGUUAUAACAGGAAAUCAGCAUUUGAUGAAGAGAAAUAUCUUGCACAAGAGAAGCUAUUAAAUGUGCAAACUGUAGGAAAUGUUUUACCCCUGGUAUGGAGCUCGGCUGAACCAUUUAAUUUUGAGGACAUGUAUCCUGAGUUGUCACAGACUAUACUGCCAUCUACAAGUCAUAGUGAGAAUGAAAGCAAGCAAAUUGAAAAACCCGAAAAGCGGUUUUCUUGCACAGAUUGUGGAAAAUAUUUUUCGCAAAAAUCAGAUCUUAUUAAACAUCAACAAAUUCAUACCAGAGAAAAGCCUUUUUCAUGUUCAGAAUGUGGGAAAUGUUUCAUGAGUAAAUCGCAGCUCGCUCAACAUCUAAAAACACAUACACGGUUAAAACCAUUUUCAUGUUCAGACUGUGAACAAUGUUUUACCCAGGAAUCAGAACUUGUUGACCACCAAAAAUUGCACAUAGGAGAGAAGCCAUUUUUAUGUCCUGAAUGCGGGAAAAGUUUCUACAGGAAAUCACAUCUUACACAACAUCGAAAAAUUCAUACAGGAGUGAAACCAUUUUCAUGUUCAGACUGUGGAAAAUCUUUUACCCAGAAAUCAGAUCUUGUUAAACAUCAUAGAAUUCAUACAGGGGAGAAACCAUUUUCAUGUACUAUAUGUGGGAAAUGUUUCAAUCAGAAGUCAGCUGUUAUUGAUCAUCAAAGAAUUCACACUGGGGAGAAGCGAUUUUCAUGCUCAGAUUGUGGCAGACAAUUCAACCAGAGAUCAAUUUUUAUUCAGCAUCAAAGAAUUCACACAUUAGAGGAGCUAUUUCAGUGUUCAGAAUGUGGGAAGUGUUUUAGCAAAAAACCUGCCCUUGUUAAACAUCAGAGAGAUCACAUAAGGGAAAGACAGUUUAUUCAUUCUGUAUUCUCUGGAGAUUCACUGUUACAACCUUGUGCGGAUGCCAAGGAUUACAUAGUAGUGAAGAAGGUGUCGGAUGAGGAUGAAGGAUGGGGCAAGGGCCAGAUCCCCACAAUGGAACCUCCACCUCACUCUCUGAUGAAUGAAAGAAGCAAUGAGCAGAAGGUUCUAGAAAUCUCCAAUAUGAUCAUUCAUCUGCUGACUGGAGAGGUUUCUAUAAGAUGUCAGGGUGCUGCUAUGCAUUUCUCUCUGGAGGAAUGGGAGUAUGUAGAACGACACAGGGAUCUCUAUGAGAAUAUCAUGAUGGAGAACCACCAGCCCCUCACAUCUUCAGAACAAUCCAGUAUGAGGACAAUUCCAGACACAAGUUCUGUUUAUUCCCAGGAUUGUCCAGAGGGAAAUCAGAAUGUCCCAUGGGAUCAAAAGGCUGAGGACCUGACUGACAUUAAAGUUGAAGUUGUUACAGCAGAAGAAGAGAUGUGUGUGAGGAUCAACCAGCAAUCUAAGAGAGAAAAAAUCCCCACUGAUAUCAGCAUAGUACAGAAUCCUACAGCUUUGAUGUCUCCUAAUAGUUUUCCUUACAAUACACUACUAUUGUCCUUGGCCAGUCCAUCAUAUAAUAUCAAAAAGGAGAUGGCUGAGAGUAUAUUAAACCUCUUCAUGGAGAUUAUUUACCUGCUGACUGGAGAGAAUUAUGCAGUAGUGCAGAGGGCAUCUGGUGAGUGUUUGACCUCUGCCAGUCGACCACAUUUCUCAGUAGAAUCAAGCAGAACUCAGAGCACCAAUACAAAGCCUCUACCUCACAUACUGAUAUAUAAUAGAGUCAAUAAGCAGAGGAUCCUAGAACUCACCUACAAAAUCAUUGAGAUGCUGACUGGAGAGGUUCCUCUAAGGUGUCAGGACGUCACUGUCUAUUUCUCAAUGGAGGAGUGGGAGUAUUUAGAAAAGCACAACAAUCUGUACAACAAUGCAACGUUGAAGAAUCCCAAACUCUUCUUGUCCAUGACAGAUGACGGCACCAAUCUUUCAGUGGGACAUCCAUUAUUUCUACAUUAUGAAGCAUCGCUUAAAGAUAUCCCUCACCAUACUUCUAGAGAACACUUUAUUCCCUUAAAUAUAUCCUCAUUCUUUCCCAGUAGAGCUCUUUCGUUUGAUCCUAAUAAUCGCAACGAACCUUCAAUGGAUCAGUCACAGGCUAAUAAAGAAGCCAAAGGGCACAGAGAAGAUAAAAUAUUCACAUGUUCUGAAUGUGGGAGACAUUAUAAAAAUAUAUUUAAUCUUUCCAUGCACAUGAGAAUGCAUAGAAACGAGAGGCCAUUUUCAUGUUCGGAAUGUGGAAAAAGUUUUACCAAGAAAUCUAUUCUUGUUGAGCAUCAAAGAGUUCAUACAGGAGAAAAGCCAUAUUCAUGUUCAGAAUGUGGAAAAUGUUUUACCAAGAAAUCAGCAGUGGUUGAACAUCAGAAAACUCACACAGGGGAGAAGCCAUUUUCAUGUUUGGAGUGUGGAAAAAGUUUUACCAGGAAAUUAAUUUUAACUGAACAUCGGAGAAUUCAUACGGGGGAAAAGCCAUUUUCAUGUCCUGAAUGUGGGAAACGUUUUAUGGUGAAACAUCAUCUUUGGAGACAUCAAAUAACUCACACAGGAGAUAAGCCAUUUUUAUGUUCAGAAUGUGGAAGAGGUUUCUACAGAAAAUCACAUCUUGAGCGACAUCAGAGAACUCAUACAGGAGAGAGGCCUUUUGCAUGUACAGAAUGUGGGAAAUGUUUUACCAAGAAAUCAAUUCUUAUUGAACAUCAGCGAAUACACACAGGGGAGAAGCCAUUUUCAUGUAUGGAAUGUGGUAAAUGUUUUGUGGUCAAACAUCAUCUUGAGAGACAUCAGUUAACUCACACUGGAGAUAAGCCUUUUUUAUGUUCAGAAUGUGGGAGAAGUUUCACUAGGAAAUCACAUCUUGAGAGACAUUUAAGAACUCAUACUGGGGAGAAACCAUUUUCAUGCGCAGUAUGUGGGAAAUGUUUUACCAAGAAAUCAGUGUUGGAUGAACAUCUGAGAAUACACACAGGGGAAAAGCCAUUUUCAUGUUCAGAUUGUGGGAAAUGUUUUAUGGUGAGACAUCAUCUCGAAAGACAUCAAAUAACUCACACAGCAGAUAAGCCAUUUAUAUGUUCAGAAUGUGGGAAAUGUUUUGCAGAAAAAACAUAUCUUGAAAAACAUCAGAGAAGUCACCCAGGGGAGAAACCAUUUUCGUGUAUGGAAUGUGGGAAGUGUUUUACCAAGAAAUCGAUUCUUGUUGAACAUCAGAAAAGUCACAAAGGGGAAAAGACAUUUUCAUGUUCUGAAUGUGGGAAAUCUUUUAUGGUGAAACAUCAUCUUGAGAGACAUCAACUAACUCACACAGGAGAUAAACCAUUUUUAUGUUCAGAAUGUGGAAGAUAUUUUGCCAGGAAAGCUAAUCUUGAGAGACAUCUGGCAACUCAUGCAGAAGAGAAGCCUUUUUAAUGUACAAAGUGUAGGAAAUGUUUUAUCCAUUAUUCAGAUCUAGAAGUCAUUUUUAUGAUUAGACUGUAUGAAUUGAAUUCUAACUAUGGUGUCUGAUCUACUAACUGAGAACACCCUCAAAUAUACAACGGAGAUGCCUCCAGGGGCAAGAAUUAAGAUGAGUUUACCAGUCCAUAUUUGCUGAUCUGAUUCAGUGAAUUCAUGCCAUUGUUUGUCUUGUGGAAAGUAAACUCCAAAAUGUACAAAAUAGUAUUAUCCCCUUAGUGGAAUAUAAAAAUACGGAACCAUAAUACAAUUCUGUUUUUGUACGAAUGAUGGAUGCACUGAAGUCAGUAACAUAAUUUAUAUUACAAUAAUGUCUGGGAGAAUACUUAUCAAUGGAGUUUAAAACCCUGACAAUAUUUUUAGACUUUUUAUGCAGAAAGUACAGUUCCAGAAUUUUUUUUUUAUUCACCAAUAUAAGAAUUUAAUUGCAUAACAACUAAGCACUAUAGAAAACUUUACUAGUAAAUAAAGCUCAAGCACCUGAAAGUCUCACAAUCCUCUUCAAAACAUUUAGGCUAUAUUCAAACACUGGUUUUGAGAUUUAAAAUGUUUCAAAACAUUCUUUGGAAGUCUAUAAAAGUCCCAAAAAGUCAUUGUUUUUCCAAAUGAAUUAUUGUAAUGUUACUUAGUAUUAAAUUAUAUAUUUUUUAAUCCAAAAAAAAACCCAGCAUGUAGACAUACAACAUCCAGGGGAUGAGGGCUGGGUUCACACUACGCUUUGUAAUUAC